This is a messenger RNA of Symsagittifera roscoffensis, 2736 nucleotides long. RefSeq lists its product as uncharacterized. The transcript is spliced from 4 exons. NCBI's taxonomy places the organism in Eukaryota, Metazoa, Xenacoelomorpha, Acoela, Convolutidae. The record is from RefSeq and is a predicted model, not a curated record. The coding region runs from base 1 to 2736 and encodes 911 amino acids.
AUGGUUCUACAUCUAGUGGAGGCUCCUCAUUCGCGCCAACCGGCGGCAGCAGUGGUCGUACAUCUAGUGGAGGCUCCUCAUUUGCAUCAACCGGCGUCAGCAGUGGUCCUACAUCUACUGGAGGCUCCUCAUCCGCUUCAACCGGCGGCAGCAAUGGUCCUACAUCUAGUGGAGGCUCCUCAUCCUCUUCAACCGGCGGAAGCAGUGGUCCUACAUCUAGUGGAGGCUCCUCAUUUGCGUCAACCGGCGGCAGCAGCAGUCCUACAUCUAGUGGAGGCUCCUCAAUCGCGUCAACCGGCGGCAGCAGUGUUCCUACAUCUAGUGGAGGCUCCUCAUUCGCGCCAAUCGGCGGCAGCAGUGGUCGUACAUCUAGUGGAGGCUCCUCAUUUGCGUCAACCGGCGUCAGCAGUGGUCCUACAUCUACUAGAGGCUCCUCGUCCACUUACAGCCAGCGGCAGCAGUGGUCCUGCAUCUAGUGGAGGCUCCUCAUUUGCGUCAACCGGCGGCAGCAGUGGUCCUGCAUCUAGUGGAGGCUCCUCAAUCGCGUCAACCGGCGGCAGCAGUGGUCCUGCAUCUAGUGGAGGCUCCUCAUUCGCGUCAACAGGCGGCAGCAGUGGUCCUACAUCUACUAGAGGCUCCUCGUCCACUUCAGCCAGCGGCAGCAGUGGUCCUGCAUCUAGUGGAGGCUCCUCAUUUGCGUCAACCGGCGGCAGCAGUGGUCCUGCAUCUAGUGGAGGCUCCUCAAUCGCGUCAACCGGCGGCAGCAGUGGUCCUGCAUCUAGUGGAGGCUCCCCACUCAUUUGCGUCAACCGGUCGUCAGCAGUGGUCCUACAUCUACUAGAGGCUCCUCGUCCACUUCAGCCAGCGGCAGCAGUGGUCCUGCAUCUAGUGGAGGCUCCUCAUUUGCGUCAACCGGCGGCAGCAGUGGUCCUGCAUCUAGUGGAGGCUCUCAUUCGCGUCAACAGGCGGCAGCAAGUGGUCCUACAUCUAGUGGAGGCUCCACAUUUGCGUCAACCGCCGGCAGCAGUGUGGAGGCUCCUCUUCGCGUCAACCGGCGGCAGCAGUGGCCUACACCUAGUGGAGGCUCCUCAUUUGCGUCAACAGGCGGCAGCAGUGGUCCUACAUCUAGUGGAGGCUCCUCAUUCGCGUCAACCAGCGGCAGCAGUGGCCCUACACCUAGUGGAGGCUCCUCAUUCGCGUCAACCGGUGGGCAGUAGUGGCCCUACAUCUAGUGGAGGCUCCUCAUUCGCGUCAACCGGGGGUAGCAGUGGUCCUACAGCUACUGGAGGCUCCUCAUCCGCAUCAUCCGGCGGCAGCAGUGGUCCUGUAUCUACUGGAGGCUCCUCAUUUGCCAGCAGUGGUCCUACAUCUAGUGGAGGCUCCUCAUUUGCGUCAACGGGCGGCAGUAGUGGUCCUACAUCUAGUGGAGGCUCCUCAUUUGCGUCAACCGGCGGCAGCAAUGGUUCUACAUCUAGUGGAGGCUCCUCAUUCGCGUCAACCGGCGGCAGCAAUGGUUCUACAUCUAGUGGAGGCUCCUCAUUUGCGUCAACCGGCGGCAGCAGUGGUCCUACAUCUAGUGGAGGCUCCUCAUUUGCGUCAACGGGCGGCAGUAGUGGUCAUACAUCUGGUGGAGGCUCCUCAUUCGCGUCAACCGGCGGCAGCAAUGGUUCUACAUCUAGUGGAGGCUCCUCAUUCGCGUCAACCGGCGGCAGCAAUGGUUCUACAUCUAGUGGAGGCUCCUCAUUCGCGUCAACCAGCGGCAGCAGUGGUCCUUCUUCUAGUGGAGGCUCGUCAUUCACGUCAACCGACGGCAGCAGUGGUCCUACAUCUAGUGGAGGCUCCUCUUUCGCGUCAACCGGCGGCAGCAGUGGUCCUUUUUCUAGUGGAGGCUCCUCAUUCCCGUCAACCAGCGGCAGCAGUGGUCCUACAUCUAGUGGAGGCUCCUCUUUCGCGUCAACCGGCGGCAGCAAUGGUUCUACAUCUAGUGGAGGCUCCUCACUCGCGUCAACCGGCGCCAGCAGUGGUUCUACAUCUAGUGGAGGCUCCUCAUUCGCGUCAAUAGGCGGCAGCAGUGUUCCUUCUUCUAGUGGAGGCUCCUCAUACGCGUCAGCCGGCGGCAUCAGUGUUCCUACAUCUAGUGGAGGCUCCUCUUUCGCGUCAACCGGCGGCAGCAGUGGUCCUUCUUCUAGUGGAGGCUCCUCAUUCGCGUCAACCGGCUGCAGCAGUGGUCCUACAUCUAGUGGAGGCUCCUCGUUCGCGCCAACUGGCGGCAGCAAUGGUUCUACAUCUAGUGGAGGCUCCUCAUUCGCGUCAACCGGCGGCAGCAGUGGUCCUACAUCUAGUGGAGGCUCCUCUUUCGGGUCAACCGGCGGCAGCCGUGGUCCUACAACUAGUGGAGGCUCCUCUUUCGCGUCAACCGGCGGCAGCAGUGGUCCUACAUCUAGUGGAGGCUCCUCUUUCGCGUCAACCGGCGGCAGCCGUGGUCCUACAACAAGUGGAGGCUCCUCUUUCGCGUCAACCGGCGGCCGCAGUGGUCCUACAUCUAGUGGAGGCUCCUCGUUCGCGUCAACCGGCGGCAGCAAUGGUUCUACAUCUAGUGGAGGCUCCUCUUUCGCGUCAACCGGCGGCAGCAGUGGUCCUUCUUCUAGUGGAGGCUCCUCAUUCGCGUCAACCGGCGGCAGCAGUUGGAGGCUCCUCAUUCGCGUCAAUCGGCGGCAGCAGUGGUCCUACAUCUAG